Molecule: messenger RNA, 7374 nt
Organism: Scophthalmus maximus (turbot)
Lineage: Eukaryota; Metazoa; Chordata; Actinopteri; Pleuronectiformes; Scophthalmidae
Gene: zmym2
Product: zinc finger, MYM-type 2
Exons: 26
Coding region: 227-4534 (1435 amino acids)
Molecular function (GO): zinc ion binding
Source: RefSeq, a predicted model, not a curated record
AACGGAUGUUUUUUCUUGCAAGAAAACCCGGUGAACCCUUCCGUUUCAUAUGUACCUGUAAAACGUCUAGCGCAUUCAAAAUCUGAUAAAUUAUUAUCAGAGCAUUUCAUUAUAUCCGCACCCGGCGUUUCUUGCACCGGGUGCGGAGUGACUCAUCCUCCUCGCGGACGAUCUUCGGACGGAAAGUGGAAAGUUCUCCGUUGUGCGCACGCGCUCCCCGGGAUUAAUGUCAAGGCACAAAAGUGGCGCUGCACCGUCCCGAGCUCCUCCGGUGGUUGCCUUAGCGAUGGAUGGGGAGUCAGAACCAAACCCUGCCGUGGCAGAAGAGGCAGGGGAGCAGGUGGAGCCCAUGGAUGCCACUCCCUCUUCACCCCAGCAGCAAACCACGCCUCCCUCGGAGGAGGCUGGGGAGGAGGUUUCCAUGGUAACAGAAGAUGAAACCACAAAGGAGGGCGACACAGAGGACAAUGACGAUGAUGUGGUGCUGGUGGAGGAGGAGGAGGAGGAGGAGGAGGCUCCCCAGCCUUCUACCACAACCCUCUCCCACGACAUGCCCAGCGCAGACGGCCUCGAGCCGACUGACACCGAGGCGGCUGUAGACAUGUCCGCUGCGGCGACGCCUUCCAAGACCCCCAGUCCUCCUGCGUCUUCCAGCGCGUCCACGGUGGAGACGCCUCCAAAGCCUCCAGCCACGGCGGCAGAGCCGAUCGUCAUCGACGACGAGGAGGACUCUGAACAGAAAGACGCUUCCUGCGCCUCGCGGUCGCCCCCCGGAGCCUCCUCCGUGUCGCACUCGCCGGGCGCGCUCAGCAGCACUGAGCCGGACUCGGAGAUCCGCAUCGCCAGCGUCACCACGCUGGGCUCCGGUGGCCAGGAGGAAGGCUCCGUUGUCUCCGCGGCCAACACGCCGCCGCAUCCGGCGGACGUCCAGGACAUGACCCUGAUGAUCACCUCGGUGACAUCGCUGCAGGGAAGAGGAGAGGCGGCCGUCGCGGAGGCAGGUGAGGGCCAGGCGGAGGAGAACGGCCUGCAGAUCAGCAGCACGUUCAGCCUGAAUCCCGACACCCCAUCUGGUCGCCCGACGGCCUCCUUCAACCCUGGGCGGGGCUCGGGCCCCCUGGGCCAGCUGGUGCAGAAUGGAGACACGGGGACACACAACAGAGCAGAUUCGUGGAUCUCCCAGUCAGCGUCUGUCCCCCGCAACCAAAAACAGACGGGGGUGGACUCCCCGUCACCUGCCACCUCGCUGCCCAAACCUCCGGGCCAGUCUUCCUCAUCUAACUCAUCCUCCAGCUCCCAGCCACAGCCCAGGACAGUCAAGGUGACCUGCGCCAACUGUAAAAAGCCUCUGAAGAAAGGCCAGACGGCCUACCAGCGCAAAGGCUCCACACACCUGUUCUGCUCCACCACCUGCCUCUCCGCCUUCUCACACAAACCCGCCCCCAAGAAGGGCUGCACCAUGUGCAAAAAGGACAUCACGAACAUGAAGGGCACCAUCGUGGCCCAGGUGGACUCCAGCGAGGCUUUCCAGGAGUUCUGCAGCACGGGCUGCCUCGGCGCGUACGAGAACAAGCAGAACCCGCCCAAGUCGGGCCUCAAGACCAAAUGCACUGUGUGCGGGAAGCUCACAGAGAUCCGGCACGAGGUCAGCUUCAAGACGGUGACGCACAAGAUCUGCAGCGACGCCUGCUUCAACGUCUACCGCCGGGCCAACGGGUUGAUCAUGAACUGCUGCGAGCAGUGUGGCGACUACCUGCCCAGCCGAGCGUCCGCCAACCACUUCCUGCUGGUCGACGGCCAACAGAAACGGUUCUGCUGCCACAACUGCAUCAGGGACUUCAAGCAGGCCCACAGUAAACUCGCAAGCUGCGCCACUUGCAAAACGCUGAUCAAGACAGGCGAGGUGCUGCACAGCUUUGGAGCGGACGGCACAAGCACCAUGUGCUCGUACUGCUCCGUCAACUGCAUGAACAAGGGCAAGAUCGCAUCCACCUCUUUCCACAAUACAGAGCCGUCGUGUCACUCCUGUAAGAGGAAUUCGUUACCGCAGUACCAGGCGACGCUGCCAGAGGGAAACAUCCUCAACUUCUGCAGCUCACAGUGUGUCACCAAGUUCCAGAAUGCUCCUCUUCAAACGACCACCAACGGACAGACGCCUCUCUCCACCACAAACAACACUGUCCAGCUGAAAUGCAACUACUGUCGAGGAGCAUUUAGUUUGAAGCCUGAAACUCUGGAGUGGGAGGAUAAAGUCUACCAGUUCUGCAGUAAGAACUGUUGUGAGGACUACAAGAAGCUCCACUGCAUCGUGACGUUCUGUGAGUACUGCCAGGAGGAGAAGACGCUACACGAACACGUCAAGUUCUCCGGGGUCAAGAGGCCUUUCUGCAGUGAAGGCUGUAAGCUAUUGUAUAAGCAGGACUUCAUCAAGCGGUUGGGUCUGAAGUGUGUCAGCUGUAACCACUGCAGCCAGCUGUGUAAGAGAGCCGUGACGCGGCAGCUCGGCGGCAUGACUCGGGACUUCUGCAGCGAGACGUGUGCCAAGAAGUUCAACGACUGGUACUACAAGGCGGCGCGGUGCGACUGCUGUAAGGUGCAGGGAAGCCUGACGGAGUCGGUGAUGUGGAGGAUGGAGAUGAAGCACUUCUGUGACCAGGAUUGUCUGUUGAAGUUCUACUGUCAGCAGAACGAGCCCAUCAUGGUCACGCAGAAAGGCCCCGAGAACAGCAGCAUGGGACUUGAAGGAGCCAAACAUGGGCUGGUGAACCAGGGCACGCUGGCGUACGCCGGCGGAGGUUUGAUGCGAGACGUCAAGAACAAGGCGGUGCUCUGCAAACCGCUCACGCUGACCAAGGCCACGUACUGCAAGCCUCACAUGCAGAGCAAACUUUUACAGACAGAUGUAGACGAUGGUGUCAAGAGGGAGUAUGUUCCUGUGCCCAUACCUGUGCCUGUCUUCAUCCCCAUGCCCAUGAAUAUGUAUUCCCAGGUCACCCCCACUCCAGUCACUCUGCCUGUACCGGUUCCUGUGCCUGUGUUCCUGCCCACCACCCUCCAGGGGGCGGAGCAGAUCGUCCAAGCCAUCAACGAACUGCGAAACAAGUUGCCCCCCAACCCCCUGGAGGCCGACUUGAUCUCCAUGGCUGAGAUGAUCGCAGGGGACCAGAAGCCAGAUGUGAAGCAGGUGAAGGUGAAGAGUGAACGAGGAGGCGAGGAGUCCUCCGGAAGCAGCUCUGAGAAAGAAGAGGAGCAGAAAGAGGAGGAGCAGAAAGAGGAGGAGAAGUAUGAGCCAGACCUGGAUCUGGAGGCUGACUUCCCCCAAGCCUCAGACCCUGUUCCGGUUCUCGAUGGCCUUGACGAGGACAUGGAAUUCUCUCUACCUCCGGUUCUGGCAGAGGAGCAGGAGGAGUCAGAAGAGUCGGAGGAGUCGGCACCUCGACCGCAGCCCAGGAGACAAGGGAACAAGCGGCGGGCCGUAGAGGAGAGUUCCGACUCAGCCUCGUCGCCUUCUUCCCAUCCAGCCGGCAGAACCUCAGAGGGACGGUCGCGGUCGCUGCCUCUCAAAGCUCGCUACGGCAUCAACGCCUGGAAGCGCUGGGCGCUGUCCCCGUGUGACCAAUCAGAUGACACCAAAGUAAAGGACGGAUCCAAAGCAGCUCGGUCCAAAAGUAACCUGCUGUCGCUGAGUUCAGAGGAGCUGAACGCGGCGCUGUCACGGUUCGUCAGGGAGGUCUGCCGGCCCAGCGGGGAGCGGUACUCUCCAGACAGCAUCCUCUACCUCUGUCUGGGGAUCCAGCAGCACCUUCACGCCAAAGGCCGAACGGAUGAUCUGUUCAGUGACUUGUGCUACCAGCAGUUUGGAGAAGAGCUGAACAAAGUCCUGAAGGACUGGCAGCCCAGUGUGCUUCCCGAUGGCUCUCUGUGGGGUCGAGUGGAGGAGCAGAGCCUGUGGAGCAGCCGGCAGCUCGGGGAGCAGAGUCCCGCCGCCCUGCUGCGCUCGCUCGUCUACCUGAACACCAAGUACUUCGGCCUGCGCACGGUGGAGCAGCACCUGCGCCUCUCCUUCGCCAACGUCUACGGCCCCGACACCGUCCAUCCUGUCACCAAGGAGACCAACGUCUGCAUCCGCGUGCCUUCCAUCUCUCAGGAUCACCACGUGCAAACAGAGUGUAGGAAGAGGAAGCGGACGCUGGAAGAGGGCGAUCAGGACUACGAGCCGGACGCCGACUCGGGAGGCUCCGGUGUUCGCUGCCCGGUCAAGAAGAACGAGUGCCACCUGUACGACCUUUACAGAUCCAAGUGCCCGACGUUGUUGCGGGAGCGUCUGGACGUCUUCUACGUUCAGCCGGAUCCGGCCUGCGGCCCCGACGACCCGCUGUGCUUCACCUCCACGCCACUGGAGCGACGGAUUCUGGAGAGCCUCCUCACCAGAGUCCUCCUGGUCAGGGACAUUUACACAGACAAACAACGUCUGGGGGAGGAGGAAGAGGACGGGGAGGAAGAGGACGGGGGUGAGGUGGCCGGGGGAGAGUAGCAAGUCAAUUUGGACUAAUGUUAGUCGAGCCAGAUCAGCCGGCGGGGGAGGAGGAGCUUAGCGAGUAGCGUGCGCUCCUCCUCCUCGACGAACUGCCGUUUCCUCCCGGUGAGGGACGUCUGCAACAGAGACGCUGAAACAGGUAGAGGAUGACGAGCGGCCCAAAACUUUGCACUUCUGCAGACUGAGUCACAAAAAGGAAGUGGGAAGUUAAAGAAGCUCGAGGACAAAAAAAAAGAACUAGUCGGGAUCAGCGGGAAUUGGUAGAAGCGUCGGAGGGAAGUUAAAUCAGGUGAAAAGUGUUUUCAUCAUCACGAUUGUUUUCUAAUUGUCGGACAAGCAGCUGGCGGAAGUUUAAGCUUUUAACAACAUAGAAUCUUUAUCAAAUGCUUAAACAAAGUUUAUCAGCAGCCACCAGGAGGCGACAGAGGGACAGGAAGCCAUCAACUCUUUUGUCGGUCGUCGGCUUCUUGUCAGGACGCCAUCGCUCAAAGAGGAGAGUGGAGAGUGACUUCAGAUUUAUUUUAUGUUUUUCUAAGUGAAUCAGUAAAGGCACAGGAAGGAGUCGGGGUGAAAACCAGAAGCAUCGCCCAGAGGAGCAGAAGGAAGUUGGAAGGUCUGGUAGGAUUGAAAUUCCAUCUUUGAUACAGUCACCAGUUCUAAAUGGAAUCAAAACCAUUUUGAUCUUCUCUCUUCCCCCCCAUCAACUAGUGUUCCCAACAAAUUCAUGUUUCCCCCGAACGCUGGAAACUUGUGUAAAUGUCACUUUAUAUCUCAAGAUGUAUAUUUUAAAAUGAAAUUUGAAACACUAAAUAUUCUCUGUCACGCGGGACAACUUUACUCCGGUGGUGUAACGAUGAACUCUCCGCCAUCCAGUGACGACAGCAGAUGUGAAAACCUUAAGCGUCACAAACAUUGACAACCGUCCAGGUUGUUUGGCUCAUACUCAGGUUGAAGUGGCGUUAGGUUCCAGUCGAGCCGGCGAACAUUUGCUCUAGUGGAGCAACAAACACUUGCACAGCUACUUAUUAAACCCAACAUCCCUCCCUGUAAUCUGCUACUUGUAUUAUUGAUCCCCAGACAGUUCUAAAACAAGAACACAAAGCGAUGGAGAAUCCCAAUCCCCUCCUCCUUAAUCUCACUGGACGUCAAAGAACCAAAGAGAUUUCUUGUGUCCCGAGUUCACUCAAGAAUAUCGGGAGGUGAAGUUGUGGGAAAGAAUAAGUUGCAAUUAGAUUUGGGAGACGGGGGCAGAGAGAGAUAUCGCCGAAGCACGCAGACCAGGUAAAAUAAGAAAUCUCCAUUUUCUUCUCCCAUGUCAUUCUUCCAGCUGCAUGAAAGAUGGAAUUUCAGACUUUUCCAACAGCGUCUCUAGGCGCCUCUUCCUCAGUCAGGGCGACCUCCUGUGACACGCACCUCCAUUUAGCCGGGGCUGCUUUCAUUCCAUUGUCCCGCUCGCCGCUCUUCCUCUCGUCAGUGCUGCUCUCAGGCGAAGAAAAAAACGUCGCACAAGAGGAUUUGAGGCCGGGGGUCGGGACUGAUCCCCGUGGGCUCGGGGGUCGGGACUGAUCCCGACUCGACGUGGUGCAGGGUCAAAGGCCGACCCACCGACGUGCUGCGUUUCUUUCCAGGACAGUAGGGGGAACCUUUCAUUCGUGCCAUGUAGCAUCGUUGUGCGCACUAAGCCCAGCUCGGGUCGCUUUGAAGUGUAAAUAUCUCAGAAACAAGUCCACACAGAGGGACAGAGUCAUUCGAGUUAGAUGGAAAAAAACAACCUUUUUAUGAUUUUUUUUUUGACUGAAUAUUUAUUUCUUUUUAUUACUUUGUGUCCUUUGGGGAUUUAUGGGUGUCAUUUCCUUCAACGGUCAUUCAAUUCGAAAACCCCUCUCGCACAGUAAAGGUUCUCUGUGCGGCGACAUGAAGGAACGCUGGUUAUUCCCAGCUGUGUUUGAACGUUUCCUUUUCCCGCCUCUGUCCCCCGUGUUUUGUAAUUUCGUGCGAUUUUUCACCUCCGCCUCCUUUUUAAAACUACAGAUUGAUUUUAGUUUUAAGAAGUGAUCACUUUGUUAAUAAGUGGCGAGGACAACGAGGCAACGGAUUUAUUGUAUUAAAGAAUUGGCUUUUAUGUUUGAUCUUAGUUUUUUUCUUCCAUGAACUGAACUGUCCAAAAAUCCGUAAUUAAUUUCUUUGAUUUUGUGUUUCAUAUACAUGCCCCCUUUUUUACUUUUUGGCCAUUUUUUUUUGUUUGUUUAAUUAAAAAAAAAAUUGUGUUCAAUGAAUUUCAGGAAGUGUCAUAAAGUUAAAAUCAACUUGUAUUCACUUUUAUUCAAACACAGCGACAUCUGUACACCCUCCGAAUGUGUGCUUCCACCACGACCCUCCAGAUGUUGAGAUCUGACCGCGGUCGAUGUCUCGCAUUUCCUCAGAUAAAGAAGAAAAGUAAAUCAAAACGUGUCUUUUCAAAGUUCUAUUUUGUCUAAAGAGCAGGUUGUGCUAAGGUGUCGGCCGCAGCGUCUCAUCACAGGAACAAGGGCAGUGGAGAAUCCAAGUCUUUAAACUUUUACUGUGGAAGUUGAGGAACCCCUGAUUUUUAACUGUCCCAUUUUUUAAAUUUUUUUUUUAUUUUUCCUUUCCCCUCCCCCUGCUGGACUCGGAGGCAGCGACCGAACCUGCCCCCACGGGUUUGGACCGAUGCGUUAACAUGCUGUGGCUUCGACGCCAAAUGUGAAUGUGCCUAUCUGUAAAUACUGAAAGUGAGUGAUUGUGACUUUUGAGUCUGAUGCUACGUGUGGGCUGAUCUGCUGAUACGGUCAUGUUAAAUAAAAUGAUUUCAUUUUCUA